Penicillium chermesinum is the source of this 450-nucleotide messenger RNA. RefSeq lists its product as uncharacterized. NCBI's taxonomy places the organism in Eukaryota, Fungi, Ascomycota, Eurotiomycetes, Eurotiales, Aspergillaceae. The record is from RefSeq and is a predicted model, not a curated record. The transcript has a single exon. The coding region runs from base 1 to 450 and encodes 149 amino acids.
AUGCCUGUCAAAGAAGAUACAUCCCUCAUCGUCACAGCCGCUCGCAAGUUCAUGGAGGAAUACUCCACCGUUGUUCUUUCGGGCAAUUCCUCGCCAGACAAAACUGAAGUCUCUACCAAGAUGGCCACUUACUACAGGGCCCCUCUGGUUUUCAUAGCAGGCGGGAAAGUGGGAUAUAUAACCGACGACUCUCGGUUUCCGCCCCUUAUCAAAGGCAUUCUUGAUAAGUCUGCUUCUAUCUCACCAGCUCCGCUUGUACUCAAGGAAAUAGAGGUCAAGGUUGUGGCGGAGAAGAGCGCUGUUGUCUGGCUUCAUCUUAGUAUAGAGGACAUUGAAGCGUCGAAUGUUUAUUUUAUUCGGAUGGAUGAAGAAGGGGUGGUUUAUUGUGAAGGAGGGAUAUUUGAUGGGGAGAAUUUCUUGUCAGCACAGCUGGAGAAGCUUCAUCAGUGA